CCGCGGGUUUUGCGUAUUUUUUGCCUCGGUCUGGCAAUGGACCCUGAGACUUCGGGUGAUCCGAACUGGAACUUUUCAGGCGUUAAACUCAGUAUUACUAAUAUUGUGAUAUCGUCUGAAAAGCUCACCCCAACGCCAUCCCAGUCGGACAGUCUCGACUAUCAAGAUGAAAUAGACUUACGAAUACUGGGUUGUGAACUUAUUCAAGAUUCUGGAAUACUACUAAAGUUGCCUCAAGUUGCGAUGGCGACUGCUCAGGUUCUCUAUCAGAGAUUUUUCUAUUGUAGAUCAUUUGUAAGGCAUUUUUAUGAACAUUGUGCAAUGGCGUGCAUUUUUCUCGCGGCUAAAAUUGAAGAAUGUCCUAGGAGAAUUCGUGAUGUUAUUAAUGUUUUUCAUCAUAUGCGGCAAGCUCGCGAAAACAAGAUGUUUACCCCCGUUAUUCUUGAUAGGAGUUACCUCAAUCUCAGAGGCCAGGUUAUCAAGGCCGAGAGACGAGUACUGAAGGAACUUGGAUUUUGUGUCCAUGGGAAACAUCCUCACAAAGCUCUUGGUCAGGAAAAAAACCACGAAUUGGUUCAAAUGUCAUGGUAA
Messenger RNA from Protopolystoma xenopodis, 591 nucleotides. The record is from the annotation of a GenBank genome assembly. Lineage: Eukaryota; Metazoa; Platyhelminthes; Monogenea; Polystomatidea; Polystomatidae.